GUUGUGUUUUAUUCCUAAUAAUAAUCGAAAUGGGCCACUAAACAGUCUGGGCUUUUUCAGUUUCUGUUCUGCUUCAGCUUUAAGCCGGACUUUGCAUUUAUUUCAUCUGAUUGCUUAUCGUCCUGUUUUCGUUUCCCUCCUCUCAUUACCAGGUAAGCUGUAAAACUCAGCUGUUCCUCCACCUCACCUGUUGGCAGGUAUCCAGGAAACGUCAUGAAAAACAUUUGAACAGGCGUGUUGCUUUAGAGAAUAGAAACCAAAAUAUUAGAGGGAAAACGAAUCUUAAAUGAAGUGGGCAGGUCCAGUCAGUAUAUAAGCACAGCUGUUCAAACUCAGAGGAGCAAAACACCGGAGGAUCAAGAGCUACUGGACAUUUGAAACCUGAAGGAGAUUUUUAUUUUUUCUUUAGAAGCUAAUCGUAAGAUCAGUUCAGUCAUGGACAUAGUCAUUAAAACGCUGAACGGGACGACCCGCACGCUGAAAGUAAACCCGCAGGACACGGUGGGCUCUCUGAAGAUGCGCAUCCAGCAGGAGCUGGGGGUUCCCGCUGCGAGGCAGAGGCUGGUCUUCACGAACGGGUCGAGCACGCCUCUGAACGACGACUCCAAGCCGAUCAGCUCCUACAACAUUGGGCCGAGCUCCCAGGUGUCUCUGCUGAUCACCCAGCCGUCCACCUUCCAGGUGUUCCUGAAAAACGAGAAGGGGACGAACAGCACCUACGAUGUCACACCCGACGAGACGGUGGAGGGCUUCAGGAAGAGAGUGGAGAAGAGAGAGGGGGUUCCUGCGAACCAGCAAAGGCUGAUCCACGAGGGCCGGGAGAUGCAGUCUGGAAAACUGUCUGACUACAACGUGAGGGAGCACAGCACCAUCUACUUGACUCUGCAUCUGAGAGGAGGCUGAGGACGCUGUCAACAUGAAGAACACAUUCCAGUUUUUAUUUAUUUGUUUAGGCACUUUUAUGAUACAACAAUCAAAAUCCAUUUUCUGUACAGAUACAGUAAACAAUUAUGUUACAGAAGUAAGUGAAAUUGUAAUAUGUUAUCAAGGAGCAUGAAUAAGGGUCAGUCGAAACAGGUUUUAUUUCUAUGUUUGUACCAAUCAGUAAGUAUAGCUUUUUAGACGUUAUUAUCAUUAUUAAUUAGUACUGAAAUUCUGGAAAUUUGUGAAAUUCCAAACUGUAAAAUUUAUGUUCAAAGCAAGAAACCAUCAACGUCCACACAAUAUUCAAAAAAUGUUUUGUGACAAAAUAGGGGGGUUAGAAUUUAAGAGGAGAAGGAAACUUUGAAAAAACAAUGUAUCAGAACAACCAAAAACAGUUUUUGUAUAUCAUUGUGUUUGGUAGAUCUAUGGAAUGGUGUGGGGAGACUUAAGUGACUGUAUGAGAGGAAGUCAUAAUAUAUUUUAUCUUCUAAUUGUUCCUGUUCAAAAUAAAUUGUGCAUGUAAAUUGACAUAUUUGUCUCAUUCCUAUUUUCUGGUUUUACUUUUUAUUGUCUGUUUGAAAUAAAUAAAGCAAACCUCAAACCUC
Molecule: messenger RNA, 1529 nt
Organism: Poecilia latipinna (sailfin molly)
Lineage: Eukaryota; Metazoa; Chordata; Actinopteri; Cyprinodontiformes; Poeciliidae
Product: polyubiquitin-like
Exons: 2
Coding region: 436-903 (155 amino acids)
Molecular function (GO): protein binding
Source: RefSeq, a predicted model, not a curated record